AGAGGUCCGCGAGAGAAAGGCAGAAGCGAUCACUUCCAAAUCUGCUAGACCUUGCAUGGAAGAAUCUCCCACCACACCGCAUAAUAUUUAUAAAAUCACCGGUCUGCAGCACUGGGAGUUAAUAAGCCUAAAAUGUCCCAGCUGGUGACCUCUGACAUGUAAAUGGCGUCCAAAGUGCGAGAUGCAGUGGUGUGGUACCAGAAGAAGAUCGGGGCUUAUGACCAACAGAUAUGGGAGAAGUCUGUCGAACAAAGAGAAAUCAAGUUUAUUAGACUGGGUCUGAGGAACAAGCCAAAGAAGACGGGCCAUGUGAAACCAGACCUCAUCGAUGUGGACCUGGUUAGAGGUUCUGCAUUUGCCAAGGCGAAGCCGGAGUCUCCCUGGACGUCUCUGACCAGGAAGGGCCUGGUCAGGGUGGUGUUCUUCCCCUUCUUCUUCCGGUGGUGGAUCCAGGUCACCUCCAGGGCCAUCUUCCUGCUCCUUCUCUGCCUCUACCUGCUGCAAGUGGCUGCAGCGGCGUUGUUCUUCACCAUCCCCGGCCCCCACGGUAUCCCCACUACUGAGGUGUUUGGGGCUACCUGGCUGAUGCUGCUACUGGGCACGGUGCACUGCCAGAUCGUCUCCACGCGAACCCCCAAACCCAGCGGCAGCCCCGGCGGCAGCUCGGGCAAGAGAAGAAGGCGGUUGAGGAAGGCAGCUAACUUGGAGGUGCAUAGGGAAGGAGACGGCUCUAGCAGUACUGAUAACACACAGGAGGGGGCGCCAAACUCCCACGGUAUCGCCACCGGUUCGCCGUACAGCCUCGGCAUCGCUCUCUUCCGAGAUUUCUGGCAUGAUAUCUGUAAAGCGGGGUCUAAGAAGUCCAAGCUGUCCAUAGAUAAGUCCACGGAGACAGACAACGGCUAUGUGUCUCUGGACGGGAGGGUGACCAGUAAGAGCAGCGAGGAGGGGCUGCAGAUCCACGCUGCGGGACCCCACCACUGUGACCUCCUGCUGAGGUCGGACGAGACGUGCUGGACGGGACUCCCGCCUCGCAGCGCCCUGCUGUUGCCCCCUGUCAGCAAGAUAAACAAGGAGAUCCAGAGUCGCGGCGUGGGCGUGGAGAAGAUGUCCGACGAGGCGUCCAGCGAGGAGGACGCUGAGGGGUCUUAUUCCGCCAUACGGAGGGGAGUGGAGCGAGUUGGCAGCGAAUGCACGUUACGCCAUCGGAGGACACACCUCUACAACAAACAUUAUGCCCCCAAUACCGAGGAGGCUCCCAAGUCGGGCACCAGCUGCAGUUCCCGGUGCUCCAGUCUGCGGACCCAGGACUCGGAGAGCACCAGGCACGAGUCCGAGACCGAGGACCUGCUGUGGGAGGACUUCCUGCACUGUGCCGAGUGUCAUUCCUCCUGCACCAGCGAGACCGACGGCGAGGGCGGAACCGCAGUCUGUCCUGCUGCUAAGAAGGAGUACCGGGAUGACCCCUUUCACCAGUUGUGUCCUCUACAGGGUCAUUCUUGGCUACACAGCUCCAACCCAGGUCUGGAGCGGGUCAGUGCCAUUGUCUGGGAGGGGAAUGACUGUAAGAAGGCUGACAUGUCGGUCCUGGAAAUCAGUGGGAUGAUAAUGAACAAGGUGAACUUGUACACCCCAGGUAUUGGCUACCAAAUCUUUGGUAACCUGGUGUCCGUGACUCUGGGCCUGACACCCUUCGCCUACAGGCUGUCUCAGUACAAAGACCUCGACCAGCUGACGCAGCUGUCGGCCAAUGAGCUCAUCUCGGUGGCAUUCGGCUCCUCCUCGGAUGUCAUGGUGAUCGUCAUGGUAACGCUAAGCUUCAUGGUCCGUGUGUGUCUCAUCUGGCUCUUCUUCUUCCUGCUCAGCGUGGCUGAGAGGACGUACAAACAGAGGCUGCUGUUCGCCAAGUUAUUUGGUCACCUGACUUCAGCUCGGCGAGCCAGGAAGUCAGAGGUGCCCCACUUCCGUCUGAAAAAAGUCCAAAAUAUAAAGAUGUGGCUCUCGCUGCGCUCCUAUCUCAAGAGACGUGGACCUCAGCGCUCCGUGGAUGUCAUUGUGUCCUCGGCCUUUCUUCUCACACUCUCAGUGGUUUUCAUUUGUUGCGCACAGUUACUCCACGUCCACGAGACCUUCCUUGACUGCCACUACAACUGGGAGCUGGUGAUCUGGUGCUCCUCCCUGUCCCUGUUCCUUCUCCGCUUCGUCACCCUGGGCUCAGAGACCAGCAAGAAAUACAGCAACACCUCCCUCUUACUCACAGAACAAAUCAAUCUGUACCUGAAGAUGGAGAAGAAGCCCAACAAAAAGGAGGAGCUGACAUUGGUCAACAAUGUCCUGAAGCUUGCCACCAAACUGCUGAAGGAGUUGGAUGCUCCGUUCAGGCUUUAUGGUCUGACCAUGAACCCCCUCCUCUACAACAUCACCCAGGUGGUCAUCCUGUCUGCUGUGUCUGGAGUAAUCAGUGAUCUGCUGGGCUUCAACCUGAAGCUCUGGAAGAUCAAAUCAUGACAGUAAGCUGAAUGGAUACGACUGGCUCUCUGGAUGGUGAUAUAUUCUCCGGCCACAUGGGGGCACUGUCGUCUUCUAUUGCUGUCUGAUGGUGGGCUUCUCUGUUUCCAUGGACUGACUGACAAACAGCCCUGUUCUCUCAGACUUACCAGUGCUCGCUCAUUUCACUUGUGCAAUUCAAGAUAUAUUUAUUUUACCCUUUCAGUGUUUUUUUUUUUUUUUCUCUUUGUAUUUUGUUUUAGAAAAAAAAAAUAUGUUUAAAAAAAAAUAAGUAUUAUUUUAAGCUAUACAGGUUUCUGUGUUCUCAGUGGGACCGCUUGGGAAAUAGCAAGACAACUCAGUCAACAGAAAAACUGUACAAAAACAAGGUUGAUGUUACAGCACUUCAGUGCAUGUGUGUGUGUUUUUGUGUGUGUACGUGUGUGUGUGUGUGUGUUAUGUAUGGCAUGUAUAGACUAGUAUAUAGGUACCACGCACCCACAUUACAGUGCAGCUCUGUGGUCAUACGGCCACAACAACACAAGACACAGACGGUCGUUUCACUGUGAGAACUGCUGCGAGGAGUUGUUUCAAAUCAUGGACUGGUUAUAAUGAAAACCUUUUUGUUUUUUUUAUUUACGGACCUACGUACACACAACUGUUUUCACUUUCUUGUAGCCUCCAUCUGUUUUUGUUUUUUUCCGUUUGCCGUUGCCCUUGACGACGACCACAGCACACCAAAGUUGUGAAUGAGAAAACUACGUUACAUACAGAUUAGCCUGCGUGGCAGCUAUGAUACAUAAAUAAAUUAUAGCUUGCUAAGAUAGAUUUUACGUUUCCCUCAGAAGUCCUCUGUGACAGUUGUGCUGGCUGGGCCGGCGUCAGACAAACCCAAACCCUGCCCUCAGCAGGUUUUCUCGGGGGACAGAACCGGGUCGGCUGUGCGUUCUGUACCCACCUCGUUAGGUCACUCCGACACAGGCUAAUGCACAACCAGGAUCGUUCUCAGCGUUGAGCGGGGAGAUCUGCCCUGCCACCGCCAACGGCCUGGGACCGACAACUGCUAUCAGACAAUAAUGCGUAAACGAUGUUACUCUCGGGGCGGGACUGUGCGGUACUCUCGGACCUGUUUUCUACACCAGAUGUUGAGGGAUAAUGUAUGCAGUCUGGCUGAACGUUACUGUAAUAGUCAUUUCUGUACACGAAAAUCGGUAAGGCGUGGCUCAGUGGUCAGCACAGCCCAGUUGAGAUGUUUCUUUUACAUCCUCUUGGUAUAGUAUUCUCUGUUGUGUGGCUUUUUCACAGCACAUUUGUGUUCUAUUAGUGGUUCUGUCAAUGAUUGGACUGAGUGGCGGGCAUCUUGAGGUUUGGACAGACCAGAAGGUCCUCAAACCAGUUGAUGUUGACAGUCAAUGUUGGCCGCUAAAGCUUUGAAUGCCUGACAAUGUGCACUUUAAAGAAGUUUAAAGAAGAAAAGGAAAAUGUUACGUUUUGAUGUCAAACAAGUUAUUGUUGUUAAGAAUUAAGAGCCUUUUUUACUUUUGUUGUGUGGCUGUCUGCGUGACAAUGACCAAAGUGCAUUUUAUUUGCUAGAAAAGAAUGUAUUAUAGCACAAAAUAACUGUUUUGGUUUCAAAUAAUUGAAAAUGCUUUAAGCAAAAAGUGUGUUGAUGUAGCUUUUUCUUUGGCAUUGUGCUUUGUUCCUUUUUUAUUUAAAAAUAUAGAUGGUCAGUCAUGAUUUGUAUUUGCGAGAGAAAAGAAACAAUUUGCUGUGUUAAAAGGAAACACUUGAGACUGAAAAUGUAGUAAAUUACUCUGAAAGUGUCCAAUUUGGCACACCAUUCCCUAGUGUACACUACCCCUGUACAGAGCCCGGAUUGAAAGUAGUGUACCAUGUGGGAAUGGGUUGCCAAUCCAGACGUACCCUUGUUUGCAUUGAAAUUCCCUCUUCAGCGGUCUGCAUAUUUAUGUUAAAGAAAAAAUGACAACUUUUUGUGAGCUGUUCUGUUUUAUCAAUUCUAGAUUUUUAUAUGGAAAAUUAAAAAAUUGACACCAAUAGGUCA
This is a messenger RNA of Esox lucius (northern pike), 4549 nucleotides long. Its product is annotated as putative homeodomain transcription factor 2. Gene Ontology annotation, cellular component: endoplasmic reticulum. NCBI's taxonomy places the organism in Eukaryota, Metazoa, Chordata, Actinopteri, Esociformes, Esocidae. The record is from RefSeq and is a predicted model, not a curated record. The coding region runs from base 163 to 2508 and encodes 781 amino acids. The transcript has 19 exons.